This is a messenger RNA of Leptopilina boulardi, 4189 nucleotides long. It is a transcript of the gene mirr, whose product is annotated as iroquois-class homeodomain protein IRX-3-like. Bases 1300 to 3180 code for a protein of 626 amino acids. Gene Ontology annotation, molecular function: RNA polymerase II cis-regulatory region sequence-specific DNA binding; DNA-binding transcription factor activity, RNA polymerase II-specific. NCBI's taxonomy places the organism in Eukaryota, Metazoa, Arthropoda, Insecta, Hymenoptera, Figitidae. The record is from RefSeq and is a predicted model, not a curated record. Gene Ontology annotation, biological process: cell development; neuron differentiation; regulation of transcription by RNA polymerase II. Gene Ontology annotation, cellular component: nucleus. The transcript is spliced from 5 exons.
CGCGCAUACAUAUAAUACAAAACUGAAGAGAAAGGGAGAGCGCGACAACAUAAAGAGAAAAUAGAGAGGGGAGAGAGAGAGAGAGAGUAAAACGUGAAGCAUGGAGGUGGCACCCGAUCCCCACCCCGUCGAAUUCUGGACCCUCCCAUCUGACAGAAGAGGGCAAACCAUCUCGACAAAAAUCAGCCCCUUUUCCCAGGAAGGAAAAGAACAACGACGACAACUGCCACCUCCACUUACUACCACCAUCAUUGGCAGUUUCUCUCUCUCUCUCUCUCUCUCUUUCCUACCGAUCAGGAAAUUUAGGUUCUUUGGAUUCUCUUAUACUAUGGUGGCAACGUGCGAGAGAAGCAACAUACCACGAACCCUACCAAGUGUCCGAUUGCCGCGCCGCCCCCUUUACGAGGGGGAAAAAAAAAAAAAAAAAAACUUCACAAGAGGGAGCCAACGAAAGAAAGAGAGGGAAUGACUACUACUGGACAUCAGAAAGAGAAACUAGAGAGUGAGAGAGAGAAACACAAGUGCCACCGCGUUACACGCCGCGCCACGGUCGACAACGAGCCACGCCAGUUUGUACUUGGCGCCCUUCACGAGAGUCUCCAACCGGAGGUUGCUCUCCCGAGAAAUAUCCGACGGCAGCCAAAAACAAAUCGCGUGUUUUGAAAAAAAAAAAAAACUGUGACUAUUUCUAAAUAUCAACGAAAAUUUCUAAUCUGCGCACACGCUUUUCUUUCCUCUCUUUCUCACUCAUCUUCUCCCUCUCUCUUUCCUACCUAACCCCCUCCCUCUCUUCGUCAUUCACUCUCUCUCUCUCUUCUCGCCGGAGGCCGGACUGAAUUCCGUCGAAAAGAAACGGAGGACGAUAGUCGCGACCGAUCAUAGCUGGCGCGUCGAUCGGAUCAGCCCAGGGACUCACAAAGGGGACUCCACCCGACAAUUUACAGUCUCAAAAAUCCCUAAGAGUGUCAAACAUUUUUUUUAGUGAAUCCUGUGUUCUCCAAAUUUGGAGAAAAAAAAAAAACAGUGAUUUUUGUGUUGGAAAAAUAAUGUGUGCCGGAAAGUACUAAUUGGAUAGAUAUAUAUAUAUAUAUGGGCCACCUGUUUUGUGAAUGUAUUGCAUUAGUGAAUCUCAGUGGAACUGCGCAGACAAAUAUAUAAGUGACCCUUGUUUUUGUUUUCCAUUUUGUUUUCAUUUUUUUCUUUGUGAUUAGUGUUUGUGAUUAAAAGAGAUAUUGAUCAAGUGGAACAAUGAUUGCGUAGCGGUUUUAGAACAUCACGGCCCUGAGAGGCCGACACAUCAUGUCACAGUUCUCCUUCAGAGGAUCACCAAAUUUACAGUGUCCUGUGACAGUGAGUACGUCAUCGUUAGCGUCAUCGCCAUCGCCGGCAUCGGCGCCAAUAUUAAGCGUUAGUAGUGCAUCUUCGUUAGGAAGUGGAAUUGGUGUUAAUCAUCCUUUAAAUAAUCCUAGUUUACAAACCUCAAGAAUGGCUGUGACGAGUGCAGUAGUACGACCACCCGGAAGUCCAACGACAUCGGUGAGUCCAUCUCAACCCCACCCGCCGCCGACGGCUGGUGGUGGUGGUGGUCCAGCAGGUGGAAGAUGCUGUGACACUGGUAGACCAAUUUAUACCGAUCCAUUGACGGGAAAUACUGUUUGCUCAUGUCAAUAUGAACUUCUUGGUGGUUACCAAAGACUUGGUGCUCUUCCUACCACGGCACUUUCAAUGUAUACUGCGCCUUAUGCCGCGGCCGCAGCUGCUGCAGCAUCCGAAGGAAUGGCUGCCUAUUUCCCCGGAUUAGCUGAACAGGGUCACUUCUACUCUCCCACUGCUACUGGAUUGGAUCUCAAAGAAAAUCUAGGCGCUGGUGCAGCGGCGUGGCCUUAUCCAUCGGUUUAUCCGCAUCCGUAUGAAGCAGCAUUUGCGAGUUAUCCCUUCAGUGGUUAUGGGGUUGAUUUGAAUGGAGCAAGGAGGAAGAAUGCAACCCGCGAAACUACCAGUACCCUUAAGGCUUGGUUAAACGAGCAUAAAAAGAAUCCAUAUCCAACGAAGGGGGAAAAAAUAAUGUUGGCAAUUAUUACAAAAAUGACAUUGACACAAGUGUCGACGUGGUUUGCUAAUGCCCGACGGCGAUUAAAGAAGGAGAACAAAAUGACGUGGGAGCCAAGAAACAGGGUGGAAGAUGAGGACAAUAAUAACGAAGACGAUGAUAGUGGAAGGAAGAGUGUCGAUGACAAGGAUCGAUUAGAUUCCAAAGACUCAGGGACUGGAUCAAGUGAAGAUGGCGAUCGACCAGCUCAUCGUUUGGAUCUUCUUCAUGGAUCGAGUGGAGCUGGUGGAUUUCCGGUGAAAGCUGAAAGUGAAUGGAGUGAAUCGCGAGCGGACAGUGGUCCAGAUAGUCCGGAAUGUCUUUUUGAUCAAAGGGAACCAAGGCAUCCAAUGCAACUUCAACAUCCGGCGUAUUUACCAUCGUCGCGACUCCUUCGUCAUCCAUCGCCCGAGGCAACAUCACCAGGAAGUCAUCAUCUACCGCCAAGUACGAGUGCCACUUCAACCGGAAGUGCAACCACCAAACCAAGAAUAUGGUCCCUCGCCGAUAUGGCAAGCAAGGAUGGUGAUCAGCCUAGUCCAAAUUCAGCGAGUCUUGUGUCUCCCUUUACAUCAUCGACGGGUGGUGGUGGUGGUGGAGGGGGAAAACUCGUCAGCCCCCUAGCAAGUAGAUUACCACCUCAUCAUCCACUUCAUCCGGCAAUGCAUCCCGGUUCACAAUUUGUUAGACCUCAUCCUGAUUUUUAUAGAAAUUUUUACGGUUCUCUACAUCAGGGUUCAGGUGAUAUGUCCCUUCUUGAAACGUAUUCAAGAACAUUAGGUGGAUUGGGUGCUGCACCGGGAAUUUUAACACCCACCUCCUCAUCAUCGUCUGAUGUUAAACCCUUUUCAACUGAUGUCAAAUCAUUUUCCACCGAUGCCAAAUCAUUUUCCCCCGAUGUUAAAACAUUUAAUCAAGAUACUAAAUUUACCACUGAUGUUAAGCCUUUUUCAACAAAUGGUAGCGGAUUAAAUAGAUCACUAACAACAUCAUCGGGUGUUUCACCAUCUUCAUCAUCGUCAUCUGGCUCAACAGCUGGAUCUGAACCACAUCAUCCGCCAACGGAAUUAAAAUCACCCGGACGACUGUGAUUUUCCCUCGGGUGAUUGAAAGACAAUUUUUUUCAUGACAAUAAGAGACUAUAAAAUUUUUUGUAAAUUAGUGUACAGAAUAUAAUGCAAAAAAAUGAAACCUUUCUUUCUCCUGGAGAAACGGAUGAGUUACCCUGCUGCUUCCAUGAAAAAUAUUUAAAAGAAAAAAAAAAAAAAGAGUAGUAGAAUCCAGAAGUAGUAGUGAAAUUAACGAAAUACUUUUUAGAUAGUAUCGUAUAAAUAUUAUACAUACCAUACAUACAAAAACAAAUAUAAAAAAAAAAAUUAUUAAUAUUAUUUAUGCGUCUGUAAAUAGUAGGCCUGGUACAUCCAGCCAGUGUAUGUAUUGUAUGUAGAGUAGUGUGAUAAUUAUUAAAAUUGUAUUAAAUUGAUAAUUAUAAAAUAAUUAUUAUUACGCAGUAUAAUAAUUAUUAUUAUUGUAUCUGAAAUCAUUAUAUUCAUACUAGCAAUCGAUGACAAUUAUUAUUGCGACAAUGAUGAUUAUUGUUAUUGCAAUGUUUAUAAUAUAAAUAUCGAUUCAUGCCUCGACAUGUCAAGUUUUUGGGGUCAUUAAAUCCUUUCUUUUUUUUUUUGUUGAUGACAAUUUGUGAAUCGAAUCUCUUAAAUGAUUAAGAAAAAAAAUUUGUUCUUUUAUUAUAAUGCAAUAAAAAUUUUUGUUUUUCAUUUAUAUAUGAGAAUCGAUUAACAAAAAUGUCAAAAAUUAAUUGUACUUCCAAUUUGCGUCGCUUUCUUCUCAAUAAUAAUUAUAUUGAACGAAUGUGUUUUGAGAGUCUAUUUGGAAAAGAAAGAAAAGAGAGCUUCUUUUUUUUAGACAAUGAAGUGGUGACGCAAGGAAUGUCCACAUAUCAUGUCAUGUCGUGAGUGAACGAUCGCCAGUCAUUCGUAUCCAAAUUUCAUCGCCAACCUGCCGAUACCACAUUGGCAACGGCGGGUGGGCCUCUGUCCUUCGCAAUAAACGAAAUCAUUACGAAAUCAUUAAAAAAAAAUA